CCAUGAUGCUUCUGCAAGGAUGUAGCUGUCAGCUGGAUGAAUUUAACAGAUAUGACUUAAGGUGUUUACACCAAUUUCAAAAUGUCUGAACAUGGAGAUGGGGAUGCAGAAGCGAGCUCAUCUGCCACUUUCAGAACAUCAUUUGCUCUGGGUAAAGGACUGCCAGGUCGAAUAUCACUGAAUCCACCUCCGCCAGGCAGACUGACCUCUCUGCGGUCCAGAGAUCUGACCCUGGGUGGAUAUAAAAAGAAAACCUUUGUACCAAAUGUUCAUUCUGUUCGCAAAACUAAAGAUGAGUUGCAGGAGGAGACGCAUAUUGCACCAAAGAAAGAGAGAAGAGAGAGGGAAGACAGACAAAGAGAGAGACGGCGGCGAGAAAAACCACAGAUCAUUCAGUCUCACUCCAUCUUUGAGCAGGGUCCAGCAGACACCUACAGGAAACUAGGUAAUUGGAGCGGCUCUAACCUGAGUGACUGUGAUCCUGCACUUGUCACAAAAUGCAUUAAAAAGGAAAAGAACAAUACAGAGGAUGAUGAUAAUGAAAUUUUACAAAAACUCCAACGAGAUGAUUUUUUGGACGAUCCUGGAUUAAAAAAUGAUCCCAAGCAAAGACCAAUCAGACUUCCACUCUAUCAGUCAUGCAACUUUUUGUCAACAGAUGCAGCUAGCUCAUUUAAAGAAGAGACAGCAUCUGAUAAUGCACUGAAAUUAGCCAGAGCAGAGCAAAAAUACCCUGUGCUAGUAAGGGGCACGUCUGCAUGCCUGCAGCAGCCAACGGUUGGAGAACUGUUCCAAAAGCUGAGUGUUUCAGAUAAGGAAGAACUACUGUUUAUUCAACUUCCUGAUACCAUACCUGGUCAACCUAAAACCUCAAGUCCAGAGAAAACCAGAAAGGAUGGCAAGGCCGAAGACAAACGCUCAUCGCAGAUUAAAGCUCUGGAUCAGCCUGAUAAAGCCGCUGUACCUGUGCUGUCUGACUUCUCAGAGGGUCUGAUUGGAAAACUGCAAAUUAGAAAGUCUGGUAAAGUCCAGCUGGUCAUGGGAAAUGUUACAUUAGAUGUCUCAGAAGGAGCAGCAUUCUCUUUCUUACAGCAACUUGUGUGUGUGCGGCUGUCAGAGGGCCUGACUGGGGACAUGACUGUGCUAGGAAACAUCACACACAAGCUAGUGUGUUCACCUGAUUUUGAGACUUUACUUCAAGACGCCAAAUUGCCAUCUGAUCCCAGCUCGUCCAGCAAGUCCUGAUUUUAUCCCACAUGAAUAUUUAAAUUAUAAUGUAAAUAACUCUUUUUAAACGUGAAAGUUUUAAAUGUGAGGCUUAAUUUCCAAAGCUGACAUUUGUAUUAUUAGAUGAUAUAUUAUUUAAAUCCGAGGCCACUUGAUAUGUAAAGUGAUAGUUCACCUAAAAAUGAAAAUGAUCAUUUACUCACUCAAUUUUGAAAAAAAUCUUCAAGAUGCCCCCCCAUCCAAUGUAAUUAUAUGCACAUUUGCACAAGUGAUUGAGACUUUGCAUGGAAAAGAGCAGCUCAGAUAUUCCUUAAAUUAUCUGAAUUUGUUUCAUACAAAAUAAUACAGUUAUGGAAUGUGAGGUCAAUUAAAUGACUUGUUUUCACAUUGGGGUGAACUAUAACUUUAGCCUUAGCACACUUGUAUAAUUUUAAAAGUUUUAAUGAAGUUUGUGUAGCAUUAUUUUGUAAAUACCUCUUGUUGUUUUUAUAAAAAAAUGUUAAUGUUUAUUUUGUAAGUAAAGACAUAAAACAUGGCGUCCUCUUUUAAAGCAUGAUAUACCAACUCAUUC
Molecule: messenger RNA, 1798 nt
Organism: Labeo rohita (rohu)
Lineage: Eukaryota; Metazoa; Chordata; Actinopteri; Cypriniformes; Cyprinidae
Exons: 9
Coding region: 82-1245 (387 amino acids)
Biological process (GO): transcription by RNA polymerase III
Cellular component (GO): RNA polymerase III complex
Molecular function (GO): DNA binding
Source: RefSeq, a predicted model, not a curated record